Hydra vulgaris (swiftwater hydra) is the source of this 1132-nucleotide messenger RNA. RefSeq names its product immunoglobulin-binding protein 1. Gene Ontology annotation, biological process: regulation of signal transduction; regulation of dephosphorylation. Gene Ontology annotation, cellular component: cytosol. Gene Ontology annotation, molecular function: protein phosphatase 2A binding. The record is from RefSeq and is a predicted model, not a curated record. Lineage: Eukaryota; Metazoa; Cnidaria; Hydrozoa; Anthoathecata; Hydridae.
AAUAGUAUAUAUUUUUAGUAAUUAAAAAAGUAUUAAUUCUUAAUAUGGCAUCCUCAUUUAAUGAAGAAGAAGCACCUCAAAAGCUAACCGAAUUAUUUACUAUUGGGUGGAAAUUAUUUCAAAAUAUAGAAAAUAGUGAAGAAGAUACAUUAGCUUUGCAAAGUAAGAUGGAAGAAUGUAUAAAAUGCUUGGUGCGAUGUACUCAUAUGGUCAAUUUGCUGGGAAUUUUUAGUUCUAAUGAAACAAUAGAUGAAGUUUCUACAGAAAAUGUUAAAUUUUUUCUGUUACCUGCUUUUCUUGGUGAUCUUUACAUGAAAAUUGUGACAACUGAUAGAAAGACAGCAGUAAAAAGCUCUAAGGUGUACUUCCAAGACUUUUUGAAGAGGUGUCAAAAUUAUGGAGUAACAAAAAUAGACAUACGCCCAUAUUUACAAACAGAUGUUGAAGAACAAGUUAGUAAUCAAAAACAAACUCGAGAAGAAAAAAUUCAAAGAUACAAAGAAAAUGAUAGUAUAAUAAAAAAUAUCAAGUUGGUGCAAUCUCUUUUGGAAAAGUCUCCACAAGCUGUUGAUGAUGAUCAAGUGAGAAAGUUUUACAUGGAUUGGCUACAUCUAUGGAUAAACAAAGCAAUUGAAAAUAUUCCUAUGAUAAAAAGUGAAAUGUUAAUACUAAAGCAUAUGAAGCAAAUAAAGCAAGGAAAAGUAGAACCAACUCCUCCAAGAAAAGAAAGAAUGCCGAUGAAACCUAUACUUAUAACAAGAGAUAUGAUCAAGAAUAGUGUGUUGGGUUAUGGAUACAAAAAUUUACCAGAAAUGACAAUAGAAGAAUGCAUUGAAAAAGAAAUUAAAGAAGGAAAGAUACUUUUAGAAUACAAUAAAAGUAAACUAAAUCGACCAGAAAAAAAAGAUUCUGAUGAAGAAGAAGAUGAAGAAGAACUUGCUCAUAAAAGAGCAUGGGAUGAAUGGAAAGAUACUCACAGACGAGGCGAAGGAAAUAAAGAUCGACAUGGAUAGAUAUGGUGCUUCUGUUUUAACAAACAUUAAAUCUCAGCAAAUUCUUUGAUUUUGAAGAUAUUUUUAAUUAAGUAAAAAUCGGAAAUUAUUUAUUUUCAUAUAAACUGUACCGGUACUAG